Messenger RNA from Leishmania mexicana MHOM/GT/2001/U1103, 427 nucleotides. RefSeq lists its product as uncharacterized. The annotation marks the transcript as partial. NCBI's taxonomy places the organism in Eukaryota, Euglenozoa, Kinetoplastea, Trypanosomatida, Trypanosomatidae. The record is from RefSeq and is a predicted model, not a curated record. The transcript has a single exon.
AUGGCGCACAGUGUCCCCCUCAUUCUGUACGUGAUCAUCCAGUUCGCGGCGUUCCUCCUGGUGCUGGCGGGUACACCGUCUGGCAUGUUCCGCAGCGGGUCCCCAAGUUUCCCGGGCCCGUUUGGCUGUAUAACCCUAUGGGGUUUGAAGCUAACCUGCGCGUCUGUGGAUUACAACGUCACAAUUCACUUCUUCUUUCGGAACUGCCGUAACCGCCUCAACCUUUUCCGCGCUGCACAGGGGCUUGCUAUUGUCACCAUCUUCGUGUACGGUGCGGCGUUCAUCCUGGGCUUAAUUUUGCUGUACGGUUGCUCUUUCCUCCGCUGGGUCUGCCUGGCGCUGAACAUCGUUGGCAUUGCCACCUUGUGCGUUGUGUGGGCGGCCCUGGCAGUGAUGUACAACAAGACUGAUGACCCACAGUGCUCUA